GUCAAGUCAAAACAUUCAAUUCAAAUGAAAUUUGACUCGAAAUAAAAUUUUAUGAAAUAAAUAGACUAUAGCUUAUGUUUAAAAUGUCACACAAAAAAGGAGAUCUUAAAAUUUAUUGGAACAAAAUAAACUAUGCAUAUCCUAUCUUAAACGACACUACAUUCAGCGACUGCACAAGUACCGAAUAUGAAGAAAUUCAACAAAUUAUUGUCGGAUUAGGGAUUCAAAUAAGGAUACGAGACCUUAUAUUGGUUCACACCGAGAAAUAUCUUCGUCAGCAUGUGGCCCCAUCCUUCUGGUCCAAGUUUAUCAAAGCAGAUGAAGAGGUUAAAGGUUUCCAGUUGUUCAAGUUGGCAGUCAAUGAUUUGUACGAGUCGGUGUCGACGUUUCAAAAUAUGUUGCGUCGUCUUACAGUGCUCAAUAGUAGCUGUUGUGACAACAAACCAAUUUUUGGUGAGAAAGAUGUGGCAAUGGGUUUCAAGCAGCUCGUCAGAGCAACACUAUUGUCUCAGUUACCAUUAGACUACAAAGUAAUCAUCAAUCACUUUUACAAAGUGUCUUUCAAUGUUUUUGCUAAUGAAUAUGAAAAUUCUGACAUGGGAGAAGAUGUUAUCUGUUCUGGAUGUUGGAAUGAGUAUUCAGAUUGCAAGUGUGCAUAUAUUGUCAGAGUGUUUCAUGAUACCAACAGAAAGUUGAUGGAUCUACAGCUUCUGGAGAGGCUAACAGGGCAGGUUUUGACUAAUUUUAUCCAAUCAAGGAUAGAGUCUCAUAUUCAGAAGUUGUGUGACGGUACUUUUGAUGUAUCUCAUAUUGGCUUUUUAGAAAAUUGGCUAGAUACCACAGUGAUGUCAUGGCUGACUCGAAUAUAUUGUGCUGGCUCAUCUAAACCACCACCUGAAGAUAAAAAUAUACAAAAUGCAAUUUCUAAAUUUAAGCAGAAAUUAAGAUAUUAUUUAUAUCAUAGUUAUACUAAGUUGAGAAUUGCUCAACUUUUUAAUAUAAUUUUUGUCUAUCCUGAAUCAAAACCUGCUAUAGAAGAUAUUAAGUUGUGUUUGGGAAAGACAGACCUGAGGGCAACAUUAUGCAAAAAUCUGCAAGCUGAUCUAGAAACAAAGUUGUUGCAUCAUGGAGUAAACACAACUGAUAUAUUGACAGCUUAUGUUUCUACAAUAAGAGCUUUAAGACAUUUAGAUCCAUCUGGAGUUAUUUUGGAAACAGUGACAAAACCUGUGAGAAAUUAUUUGAGGAAUAGAGAGGACACUGUGCGUAGUGUUGUAAGCAGUCUUACUGAAGACGGUGCAGGUAGUGAACUAGCUGAGGAACUCGCCAAGUUUGCAACGGAAAGUGAAGGAGAAAUUGAUAAAGAUGAAGCUUGGGAUGAAUGGAAUCCAGAUCCAGUGGAUGCUGAUCCAAAGGUAAAUUCCAAUGACAGGAAGGCAAAUGACAUUAUAUCUAUGCUUGUUAAUGUGUAUGGCAGCAAGGAGUUGUUUGUAAAUGAAUACCGUACAUUGCUAGCAGAUAGAUUGUUGGCACAGGGGGUCAUCAACACAGAAAAAGAAAUAAGAUACUUGGAAUUGUUAAAAUUAAGAUUUGGUGAAUCUCAAUUACAUUUCUGUGAAGUGAUGUUAAAAGAUAUAUCAGAUUCAAAGAGGAUUAAUGCCCUCAUUCAACAAGAUAAAGACUAUGAAGCUUCAAAUAAAAAGUUUGCAUCCAAUGCUAUGAUUUUAUCAGCACAGUUUUGGCCACCAUUCAAAGAUGAAACUCUGGAGCUGCCAGAAGAAAUAAAAAGUCACUUCAAAUCUUAUACGAAAGCUUAUGAAGCAUUGAAAGGCAACAGAACUCUAGAUUGGAAACCACAUCUUGGAAAUGUCAAUAUUGAAAUAGAAAUUGGUAAUAAAAAUUUGGAUUUGACAGUCUCACCAUUUAAUGCUACCUUAAUCAUGCACUUUGAAACAAAACCUGAGUGGUCACUUGAAGAGCUACAUCAGGUAAUGAAAGUUCCUGUCACUAUACUCAGAAGGAAGAUCACAUAUUGGCAGUCCAUGGGGCUUGUUUCCGAGAAAAGUACUGAUGUCUAUGUUCUAAUAGAUGGCUCUGAUGCAAAUAAGGCAAGUGUAGCUACAAAUCAGGUUCAAGAAAUGAUAUGUGAAGAUGAUGAAGCAGAGAGUGUGAUGGCAUCAGCUCAUGACCAGAGAGAAAGAGAUCUACAAGUAUUUUGGUCAUAUAUUUUUGCCAUGUUGACAAAUUUAAAUUCACUGCCAUUGGACAGAAUACAUCAAAUGCUGAAAAUGUUUGCUCCUGGCACGGAAUGUAGUCUUCAAGAGCUGCGACAAUUUCUGGAUACAAAAGUACGAACACACCAGCUUGUCCUGCAAGGGGGCAUGUAUAUGUUGCCAAAGACUUAACUGUAAUAAAAUAUAAUAAAGAAACCGACCGAUAA
Messenger RNA from Amyelois transitella, 2440 nucleotides. It is a transcript of the gene morula, whose product is annotated as anaphase-promoting complex subunit 2. Gene Ontology annotation, molecular function: ubiquitin protein ligase binding. The record is from RefSeq and is a predicted model, not a curated record. The transcript has a single exon. Gene Ontology annotation, cellular component: anaphase-promoting complex. Lineage: Eukaryota; Metazoa; Arthropoda; Insecta; Lepidoptera; Pyralidae. Bases 75 to 2405 code for a protein of 776 amino acids. Gene Ontology annotation, biological process: ubiquitin-dependent protein catabolic process.